This is a messenger RNA of Osmia bicornis bicornis, 3295 nucleotides long. RefSeq lists its product as uncharacterized. Lineage: Eukaryota; Metazoa; Arthropoda; Insecta; Hymenoptera; Megachilidae. Bases 509 to 2623 code for a protein of 704 amino acids. The record is from RefSeq and is a predicted model, not a curated record. The transcript has 4 exons.
AAUGUUAAUUUAUUAGCUUUGAAAAGAUAAUGAACAAUGCUUCUUUCAGUAUUUAUAUUAAUAUAGAAUAUUCAUAGGGUUUUAUAUGCACUUCCACAUAAUUACAGUUGAAGAAAAUUUUAGUUCGUGAAGUGGUGAGGAUGCGUCAGUAUUGAAGGCAGUAAUUAAAUGUUAAUUAUUAGUCUUUAUAUUUAUUUUUAACAUAGGAAUUUUUGUUUUUCUGUUAUCUCAGCUGUAUAUACAAUAUGGUAUAAAAAUACGAAAUUAUUGUUACACGAAAUAGAAAUAUAUUUUUCAAUGCACUUUCUAAGAGAAUAUAGUUUUCCCCUUACUUCCGUCGUAUGCAUACGACAUAGUUAGUAGUAGCGAAUUAUGGGAUUCCCUAUUUUUACACAUAAUGUUAUAUAUAGUAUUGAGCAUCCCAUUAUUACAUCUUUGUGCCUUCGUUACCCGAACGUGUUCCAGGUUAUCAGUGUAAUUUUGUAAAAGAAUCUGUGUUAUACAGAAGAUGGCUGGUAACAGCUCUGAAGAUCCCCAAACAUCUAAGAACUGUAAAGAUGAAUCAGAUAUUAAUUGGAAUUCAAUGCUGCAAUAUGCUGAAUUACAACAACAAGAAUAUUAUGAACUUUUGGCAGAAUGGACAAAAUAUUCAAAACAUGAAUAUAAAUAUUUAAAACAGAAUAUUGGUUUUGCACUUUUUGGUCCACCAUCAGAUGCAAAAGAAGCAAAUACCAAAUUAAAUGAAGUAUGUAAAACAGAUGAUAUUGUUGACCUAUUUCAUUAUAGACCUCGAGCUCAGGAAAUUAUAGGUAAAAUAUAUAAAAAAGUAUGUGAAUAUGGGGAAGGACAAGUGGAAAAGGAAUGUAUUCAUUUUGGGAUAAUUUUUAAUAUAACAUUUCGUACUAAAAGAAACUCUACCAAAGCAUCUAAGUCAGAUAAAACAAAGGAAAAAAAUACUAAGACGGUAUCUAAAACAAAUUCGAAGGAAGAAAAGAAGGAAAAUUCAAAAAAGGAAAAGGAACAAGAUUCUAGCAACGAAUCUGAAAUGAAUUUGCAGGCAACACCUAUUUUUAAGAUAAAAAGACUUAUAAGUGGCAAAGAUGAAAGGCUUUUACAUAGCGAAUGGUAUAUCGAUGCAUGGGGUAGAGUAUACCAAAACUGGACAGCUUAUAAAAAUAAUAACACAUUACCGCCAUGCACUAUGGUUAUUCCAAUGCAUGGAUACUAUCAGCCUGAUCCAAGUUAUGAAAUAACUGAAGAAUACUCAACAGUAUGGUUAGAAGUUUUGGAGUCACCUGAAUGUUCCACUACAUCCAGUAUCUUAAAUGCUAUAGAUACAACAUCUAAUGUAGUAGGUGUAGUUAGUUUGGGCUUAGGUAUUGCAUCUAUGUUCACGCCUCUUGCGCCAGUAACAUUAGGGGCAGUCGUAACUGCUGGAGUAACUGGUGCAUGGACAGCCGGUCGAUCAGUACAUAAUCUGGUGGACAGAAGCAAUCAUAUGGAAAGUAUUAGUGUAACAGACAGGGAUGCGUUAUGUUCGUGGUUAGCUAUAAGUGGCAGCGUAGUUGGUUUAGCUGCAAGCACAGGAACUAUACUUCUGACAAAAGCUGCUCAGAACGGUAGUAAUAUAAGUAAUAUUGUUAAACUUGCUUAUAAUACAGUAGUUUUAAGUAAUUUGGGCAUCAAUGGUUGUGGGGUAGCGUUCAGAGCGUAUUCUAUGUAUAUGAAAUAUCAGGAAGAGCAAACAAUUAGAGUCAUAGAUGUGUUGUCCGUGGGAACACACAUUUUGUUCUUUGGCAAUGCAGCUUUAAAUUUCAAAUUCGCGGGAGAACUGAUCGAGACGACCCAAGGUAAAAUCUUAGAUGAUUAUAGAUCUACUUUACGCUCUAAACGUCUUCGUAAAGCAUUCAACCGCACGAAACGUGCUGCCGCAGCAAACAACCAAGAUAAGAUAUCCGAGAAUGCCGAAGUGAUACGUUAUAUUAAUAAAAAGAUGGAUUUGCAACUAAAUCCUAACGCGCAAAGUAAUUUUACUUCAUCUUACAAUACCGUGUCCUUUGAAGGUGGAAAGAUAACAAUCAAUGGUAUUACACUAUUAGAUCCUAUGAAAUUCGUUAUGAUACUAAAUGCGUUAGACAAGAAUCCUACCGUACGUAGAGCUUCAUCAAUGCCGGAAGAUAGGGACGCUGAAGAUACGCUUACCAGAUUAAGAAAUUUAUUAAUUCGUUUAUUGACAGAUGCAUUUACAAAAAAUGACAGUAAAGAUGUGACUGUCCCCAAUGUUGAAGAAUUCGACGAAAUUUGUCAAGAUAUGAAGUAUAUGAAGGACGCAACAAGCCUCUUUCCUCUAAUAUUUCAAAUAGCUAUUAGGCUGUUAGAACGUGUAUAUGGUGUGAAUUUUAUCGACAAGGCAGUUCAUUUUAUAUGGUGUUACGUGAGAGAGAGUUUGAAACAAGUAUGUUUCAGUAUAUCUUCUUUUAUCAAUGAUGCAAAGAUACAAAAGAAAGUUAGUAAAAUUAUAAUAGCUCUUUUUGAACAUAUGGAUGAGGUAGUAGAUGGAUUGUUGCCUGCCUUUACGAAAUACAUGAGAACCAAUUUAGAAGAAACAUUUAAUUACUAUUAAAUGUUUUUGCACAUAUACAUCUAUUGUACAAUGUACCUAGUAGUAUUCAGUGAAUGAAUAUAAUAUUUAUUUUUUAUAACUCUUUUAAGGUAUAUUAAUAAGGCAAUCAUUAUUUUAUUCAAUCUAAACCUGAACAGUUUUUAUAUUUCGGAACGCACAUUUAAUAAUACUAAUUUAUUUAAAAAAAAAAACAUAGGUGUGAUUAAUCUAACGACAUGUACUGUUCAGGUGUUUAUCACAUUUGUGCCUUAGAUUAAUUGUCUGACUACAAUUUGAUAACAUUGUAUACUGCAGAUACGUGAAGAUUAUUAAUCGUAAGAUAAAAAUGACAAGAAAAUAAAAGAACAUUGGUAUGCAAGUACAAUUAUUAGAUAAGCCUCAGUGCGGAUUCAGAAACUUCGAUUGGGGUUGGAGAGGGCAGCGAAAUAAACUUGUUUAUGAUUCAUUUGUUAGUAUUUUUAUUCGAUAACAACUAUUUUAUUUAAUUAUUUUAUAGAUGUUGUAAUGAGUCAUUUUUUCUGGAUCCGUCACUGAAUAACUUAUGUUACAGUAUAAUUAAUUGGUAUUAUGUUACUGUAGGACUUGGGUUAUUAAGAUAAAACAAAUUUUAUGCAUAUAUCAUUUUACAAAUAUAUGUACUAUUGUAUACAGAUUAUUAAAUAAACAUAUUUC